Molecule: messenger RNA, 2057 nt
Organism: Lampris incognitus (smalleye Pacific opah)
Lineage: Eukaryota; Metazoa; Chordata; Actinopteri; Lampriformes; Lampridae
Gene: otud3
Product: OTU deubiquitinase 3
Exons: 8
Coding region: 189-1265 (358 amino acids)
Biological process (GO): protein deubiquitination
Molecular function (GO): cysteine-type deubiquitinase activity
Source: RefSeq, a predicted model, not a curated record
CGGAAACCCGAAGUGUAAACAAAACCAGUUGUUACGAGCCACACGCUAAUUUGUUUUGGGCGAAGACAUUGCCAACCAAGUCUCGCCACAUACAGCUUGUUGAAUGUUCCUGAUGGGCGGAAGCAAGUAAUCCCUUUGCCAAUACAGCACCACAAUCAGCUUGCUAUUGAGAGACGGUGGCAGCCACGAUGUCCAGGAAGCAGACAUCGAAACCUGUUCGCGGAAACAAGAAAGGUGAUGUGGAACGUAAACGGGACGAGCGGGCAGCACGCCGCGCUAUUGCCAAGGACCGCAGAAACCGCCCACAGGAUGGCAAUGAAGGAGAGGAGUUUGUUAGUUUCGCCAAUCAGCUCCAGGCACUGGGGCUCAAGCUAAGAGAAGUCCCUGGAGAUGGGAACUGUCUGUUCAGAGCGCUGGGUGACCAGUUAGAAGGUCACUCCAGAGGACACCUGCGGCUACGCCAGGAGACUGUCCAGUACAUGAUGUCCCAUCGCCAAGACUUUGAGCCCUUUGUUGAAGAUGAUGUACCAUUUGCACAGCACUUGUCUAACCUCGCUCAGCCUGGUACCUUUGCUGGCAAUGAUGCUAUUGUUGCUUUUGCCCGCAGUCGACAGCUAAAAGUAGUCAUUCAUCAGCUCAACACACCACUGUGGGAGAUAAAUGGUGCAGAGAAGCAAUUGUGCCGAGAGCUACACAUCGCUUAUCGCUAUGGAGACCAUUAUGACAGUGUGAGGCGGAUUGGGGACAACUCAGAAAGUCCUGCUCAGCUGCGCAUAGAGAAUCUGCAGAAUUCACGUGGCCAGCAGCGCGAGUUCGGAGAUGGCCAGAGGGACAGAUGGACAGCACCUUCAACAACAGCUUUUGAAGAGGACAGUGUUAUCCUGAGCUCUGUGAAAAACCGGGAAAUCCAUGUUGAAGAGGAGAACCUGCUCCAGCUGAGUGCGGCCACCAUCAACGCUGACUGGCUGGUGGGCGCUCUGCUAGACCAGCCCUGCCAGGGCCAGUGUGCCUCAGGAACUUGCCCAGCUUGUACAGGUGGAGCCAUAGACUGCACUGAGCAGAAGCAAUCACAAGAGGGCAGCAAUCAACACAAACCGAAGGUCUCUAACAGGCAAAGGAAAGAGCAGCAGCGCCAGGAGAAAAAGAAACGUCAAGAGGAUAGGCAUCGGCAGAAAGUUCUCCAAGCCAAAGGAAACUACGACCAGAAUCAGAAUCUACCUGAAGCUGUUACAUUAGUACCAGCCCUAAACACUCUCAGUAUAUAGACUGGAAUGAGGCCAAAAGUACUUGCAAUUGCUCUAGAUUCCAGUGAACAACACUGACGACGACGUUUUGCACAUAGUCAGAUUCUUCAAUCACAUUGGAUGACCUUUCCAAAAGAACUCUUAAGUUUCUUUGCAAAUGUUGAAAACAAGCCUGAGACUUAGUGUUUGUGUGCGCGCUUGGAAUAACAUGUCCAUAUGUGUAUACAUUUUGAAUAAGAACGAAACAAACAGCAUGACUAUUGAUAUUUUUGUUGGAUUUGGAGUUGGUUUGAUACCAAGCUGGUAUAUGCAGUUAAGUUUCCUUCUCUGACACAUUUUGUCUAUCAGGAUGCCUUGUCCCUUUCUACAACAUCACAUGAAAGUUGGAUUUUCAUGAAGAACGUGCAUAUAAUCUCAAACCGUUAGGAUUGUUAAUUUAACUGAGAUAAACAUUGUUUUUUUUCCCUAGCCAAAGAUUAAAGUAAAGGGGGAAUGGUUGAUGAGCGAUCGUGACACUGUAUUAUACGAGGAAUGUGGCAAUAAAUGAGACUACUCUAUUUAUGUGGCUGUCAUUUGUCAUGGUAGCUGUCACAUAGUCUUGAUCAUUCUGUUUUUUUAUGUAUUCAGAUUUGGGGUAUAUCAUGGAAAACAGGUUACUUCUCAUUGGUCUUCUAAUGAAAGAGUCAUCAGUUUUCCUGGAUAGAGACAGUCUCAAAACUAUGGUUUAUUGCUGUGAAUUUCUAAGUAAUACUCUAAAGCCUCUAGUUAUGAAUGCCAAAUUUGUCAUACUUUUCCCGUGCUGAAUAAAUGCGA